CGCUGCUUCACCCUCGCUCGUCACCUCUACGCAAUCUCUCUCGCGCUUGUCUCUUGCUUUCUCCUUCCGAGAGAGAGAAAGGGAGUCCAGAGAGCGGCGUAUUAUCGUCUGCCGGCGGCGGCGGAGGCGGGGGAGCUCUUUGGAAAGGGCCGGAAGCGAUGGAUCCGGACGCGCUGGCGAAGGCGUUCGUGGAGCACUACUACCGGACGUUUGACACGAGCCGUCCGGGGCUGGGGAACCUCUACCAGGAGGGCUCGAUGCUGACCUUCGAAGGGGCGAAGACGCAGGGGGCGCAGGCCAUCGUCGCCAAGCUCACCAGUCUUCCCUUCCAGCAGUGCCAGCACAACGUCUCCACCGUCGACUGCCAGCCCUCCGGCCCCGCCGGCGGAAUGCUCGUCUUCGUCAGCGGCUCCCUCCAGCUCGCCGGCGAGCAGCACCCCCUCAAGUUCAGCCAGAUGUUUCAUUUGAUGCCAACACCUCAGGGAAGCUUCUAUGUGCUGAAUGACAUAUUCCGGCUGAACUAUGCUUGAGGAGUCUCAGAGCUGCUGGCUGUUUCAGGAAUGCCGGGCGAUAAAAGUGUUUUGUGUUAUGGAUUUUCUAUUGAAUGAGGGUGGUUGUUCUCUUAUUUGGCUGUUUAUUUCGCUUUGUGGUUGAAUCGAUGGUUUGAAAAGGAAUGUUAAAACCUGCCAUAGAUUUACAGAAAUGAGAACAUGAUCAUUUCUAUAUAUUAUUUCCUCUUGUUUGAGGGGGACAUGUUUUGUUGCUUUCUUCAGUAGAUCAAUAAUGAAAUGGCUAGUUUGGACAGCCAGAUUAUGUAAAAAGUUAUGCGAACACUAUGGUAUGGUUUUUGCAAUGGUAGCUUGUCUUUUCUCUCA
Phoenix dactylifera (date palm) is the source of this 875-nucleotide messenger RNA. RefSeq names its product nuclear transport factor 2B-like. The record is from RefSeq and is a predicted model, not a curated record. Gene Ontology annotation, biological process: nucleocytoplasmic transport. NCBI's taxonomy places the organism in Eukaryota, Viridiplantae, Streptophyta, Magnoliopsida, Arecales, Arecaceae.